AUGGUUUCUGGUACUGACGAUGACCGCCACACGACGGACGAAAGCUCCGUACGGAGUCAUCGGGGUCGUAAGAUGGUGAGCCGAAGUCUUCUUCACCCGAUUCAACAUACAAAAGUCCAAGACAAUCCUCUUGCAAUAUCCGAUCUUCUCGAACUCGAUCCGGAUUUGCCGCGAACAAAAAGCCAAGUCGCCACUAUCGAUUCGAACCCCUAUCGCCUUAUGCCCAUGUUCAUGGAGAGCCAUAGCGACAGCGCAGAAAUUGGGCAGGCCAGAUCUGCAUAA
Protopolystoma xenopodis is the source of this 282-nucleotide messenger RNA. NCBI's taxonomy places the organism in Eukaryota, Metazoa, Platyhelminthes, Monogenea, Polystomatidea, Polystomatidae. The record is from the annotation of a GenBank genome assembly.